Messenger RNA from Saccharomycopsis crataegensis, 357 nucleotides. RefSeq names its product mRNA splicing protein SMD1 (gene SMD1). Gene Ontology annotation, cellular component: catalytic step 2 spliceosome; SMN-Sm protein complex; U5 snRNP. The transcript has a single exon. Gene Ontology annotation, molecular function: RNA binding. The coding region runs from base 1 to 357 and encodes 118 amino acids. NCBI's taxonomy places the organism in Eukaryota, Fungi, Ascomycota, Saccharomycetes, Ascoideales, Saccharomycopsidaceae. Gene Ontology annotation, biological process: RNA processing; spliceosomal snRNP assembly. The record is from RefSeq and is a predicted model, not a curated record.
AUGAAGUUAACAAGAUUUUUAAUGAAGCUUUCGCUUGAAUCGGUACAGAUUGAGCUUAAAAAUGGUACAAUUAUAAGUGGUUCUGUUCUUAAUGUGUCACCAUCAAUGAACGUCUCUCUUAAAAAUGUGAAAAUGACCAUCAAAGACCGCGACCCUCAGGAACUCGAUUUCAUAAACGUUAGAGGAAGUAACAUACGGUUGAUCAUACUACCAGAUUCACUCAACUUGGAUACUUUAUUAAUUGACGAAACUCCAAAGAUGAAAAACUCCAAAAAGAAAGCGCCAGCGGGGAUAACGAGAGGUGGUAGUCGAAAUAUGAGUGGAAGAGGAGGAAGAAGAGGCGGUAGAGGCUUUUAA